Messenger RNA from Loxodonta africana (African savanna elephant), 10487 nucleotides. RefSeq names its product phosphodiesterase 1C (gene PDE1C). The transcript has 19 exons. Gene Ontology annotation, cellular component: neuronal cell body. Bases 74 to 2176 code for a protein of 700 amino acids. The record is from RefSeq and is a predicted model, not a curated record. Gene Ontology annotation, molecular function: calmodulin-activated 3',5'-cyclic-GMP phosphodiesterase activity. NCBI's taxonomy places the organism in Eukaryota, Metazoa, Chordata, Mammalia, Proboscidea, Elephantidae. Gene Ontology annotation, biological process: signal transduction.
GGGCUGCGCGCUCCGGCGGGGACCCGGGACGCCUCUGGCCGUGCUGCGCCGCUCCUGUCCCGCCGGCCGAGCCAUGACGGACGCCAGCCACAGGAAGGAGGGCUUCAAAAAAUGCCGGAGUGCCACUUUCAGCAUCGAUGGCUACAACUUCACCAUCGUUGCAAAUGAGGCCGGGGACAAGAAUGCCAGACCACUUGCCCGCUUCUCCCGGUCUAAGUCUCAGAACUGUCUAUGGAACUCCCUCAUUGACGGACUCACAGGAAAUGUCAAGGAGAAGCCACGGCCAACGAUUGUCCAUGAUCCCCGGCCACCGGAGGAAAUCCUAGCUGAUGAGCUGCCACAGUUGGAUAGCCCCGAAGCCCUGGUGAAGACAUCCUUCAGGAGGAAAUAUAAGAAAACGUCCCAGAGGUUACGCUCUUUGGUCAAACAAUUAGAAAGAGGAGAGGCAUCAGUGGUGGAUCUUAAGAAGAAUUUGGAAUAUGCAGCCACAGUACUUGAAUCUGUAUACAUUGAUGAAACCAGGCGACUCCUGGAUACCGAGGAUGAGCUCAGUGACAUCCAGUCAGAUGCUGUGCCAUCUGAGGUCCGAGACUGGCUGGCUUCCACCUUCACACGGCAGAUGGGGAUGAUGCUCAGAAGGAGUGAGGAGAAGCCUCGGUUCAAGAGUAUUGUCCAUGCAGUGCAGGCUGGGAUAUUCGUGGAGAGAAUGUAUAGACGAACAUCAAACAUGGUUGGACUGAGCUACCCACCAGCUGUUAUCGAAGCAUUAAAGGAUGUGGACAAGUGGUCUUUUGAUGUCUUUUCCCUCAAUGACGCCAGCGGGGACCACGCACUGAAAUUCAUUUUCUAUGAAUUACUCACGCGCUAUGAUCUGAUCAGCCGUUUCAAGAUCCCGAUUUCUGCACUUGUCUCCUUUGUAGAGGCUCUGGAAGUGGGAUACAGCAAGCAUAAAAACCCUUACCACAACCUGAUGCAUGCUGCCGACGUUACACAGACUGUACAUUACCUCCUCUAUAAGACAGGAGUGGCGAACUGGCUGACGGAGCUGGAGAUCUUCGCUAUCAUCUUCUCAGCUGCCAUCCAUGACUACGAGCAUACCGGAACCACCAACAAUUUCCACAUUCAAACUCGAUCUGAUUCAGCCAUUCUGUACAACGAUAGGUCUGUACUGGAAAAUCACCAUUUAAGUGCAGUCUAUCGUCUUCUACAAGAAGAUGAGGAAAUGAAUAUUUUGAUCAACCUCUCAAAGGAUGACUGGAGGGAGUUUCGGACCUUGGUCAUUGAGAUGGUGAUGGCCACAGAUAUGUCCUGUCAUUUCCAGCAAAUCAAAGCAAUGAAGACUGCUCUGCAGCAGCCAGAAGCAAUUGAGAAGCCAAAAGCCUUAUCCCUGAUGCUGCACACAGCAGAUAUUAGCCAUCCGGCAAAAGCAUGGGACCUCCAUCAUCGCUGGACAAUGUCACUUCUGGAAGAGUUCUUCAGACAGGGUGACAGAGAAGCAGAGUUGGGGCUGCCUUUUUCUCCUCUGUGUGAUCGAAAGUCAACCAUGGUCGCUCAGUCGCAAGUAGGCUUCAUUGAUUUCAUUGUGGAACCCACUUUCACUGUGCUUACUGACAUGACGGAGAAGAUUGUGAACCCUGUCAUCGAGGACACUUCCCAACCUGCCGGGACAGGGCAGAGGCGUUCGAGUUUGAACAACAUCACCUCGUCAGAUGCAAAGCGUUCAGGUGUCAAGAGCUCUGGGUCAGAAGGAAGUGCGCCAAUCACCAAUUCCGUCAUCUCUGUCGACUAUAAGAGUUUCAAAGCCACUUGGACCGAGGUGGUGCAUAUCAACCGGGAGAGAUGGAGGGCCAAGGUGCCCAAAGAGGAGAAAGCCAAGAAGGAAGCAGAGGAAAAGGCUCGCCUGGCCGCAGAGGAGAAGCAAAAGGAAAUGGAAGCCAAAAGCCAGGCUGAAGAAGGCAAAGCUGAGAAAAAGACACCUGGGGAAGCGAAGAAUCAAGUCAGUGGAAUACGCACAAGCAAAAGUGACAACCCUCGAGGGAAAAAUUCCAAAGCUGAGAAGUCAUCAGGAGAAAAGCAGCAGAACGGUGACUUGAAAGAUGGUAAAAAUAAGUCAGACAAGAAGGAUCAAUCCAGUGUCGGAAAUGAUUCAAAGAAAACAGAUGAUUCAGAAGAGUAAAAAACACCUCAUAUACAAUAAAAGAGGCUGCCAAUGUCUUGCAUCAUUUUAGCUGAGCUUCUUCAUUCUCCUUCUUCUCCUCCUUCCACAAAGACCAUGUCUGGGGAAGGUGUACAACUUUCAAAUCCAAGCCCCCCCACACACUUGGCCUUCUCUCAUGCCAUCUCCUUCCAAGGGAAUGACUCUUUGGGAGUUGGUCUGAGGUCUUAGAACUCUAGGGGGUUUCCCCUGAGCAAACAAAACAACUUGCGAUUUUUCACAAACAGAAACAAAACAUGAAGGGACUUCCUCCAAAUCCUUUGCUGAUGUUCGGGCUCUCAAGGCACCUCUCUGGCUGAUGAGAACGGACAUCCUGGAUAUGCUGAGAAAGGCCUCAAAAAGCCACGCACACAGUGAUUGCCAUUUCAUUACCGUCGAUGUUGUUAGUUUAAAUGUUGUUAUUUUUGCACUGGCUACCGAUGGUGGAUACGCCCAUGCUGGCUUUCACCGCAGCUAAGAUGACAAUUCCAACCUGAUUGUUUCUUUCCUGAGUCAGAAACAUUCUUUUUCUCCAACUUCUUUUCAGACUUAAAAAUUGUUCUUAUGCUUUUCUUUCCAUUUAUACAUUAUGAAACUCUCUUUGUUUUAUAAAAGGAGAUCAUCCAAUAGGAACUUUUAUUUGAUGCUUACUCUUUUUUAAUCUCUGCAUUCAUUAAUACAAACCUGAAAGUUUCAGCUGGUGACCGUGUUAUUCAGUUGGGAAACCUAUUGUUUUCUUUGGGUAGCAUCCACAACUAAAGGGUUACCGUGAUACUUACUGCUGACUAGUCCUGUUCAUUUGGGUGUCUGUGGUUUGACAUCAUUGCUCUUUUUAUUCAGGGAUGUACUUAAGGGAAUUAGUAUCAGGAAGAUAGAUAAUUUGUUUCAUUUUAGUAGGUCUUUAAACGUACCAGGUAGAAGCUGAUUAAUAGCAUGAGUCAAAAAUAAGAAUAGUAGAUGCAUCAUGGAAAGAGAAUAAAGACACUUAGCCACCUUGAAACCAAACCGAAAGUGGGAUUCAAUGGAGCAUCACUAAGGUGUGAUUUUAUGGCUCUGAGUGGUAGGAUUUUGAUAAGAGUGAUUCUUUGAGUCAUUCCCAAAAGCAAAUCACGCGAAGAUCCUGGUAAUAGAAUGGGAUUAAUUGUAGGAAGAAAGUGAGCUAGAUGAUAGCUUUAAGUGUAUUCCCAAUUGUGGGUUUAAUUUUUACACUACAAAGCACAAAAGUGAACAUUUAAAAAUCUUCUCAUUACCAAGGCAAAAUACUGGUAUUUCUUUAGACAAAAGAAGGAGACUGAGUGUGUGGUCUAUAAGGGUGCCUCGCUGAACUAUUCCCCAUCAGAAGGGUUUGAACUACUAUGUUGUAGAGAAGGUACAGUAGCAUGCUGUCGUUUGAGGUGGUUUCUUUUGUCAGCACUACAUUUUGUCUUGUUAAUAACAAUUAUCCUGCUUUCCCAACAGUAACCACAGUAAAUAAUGUGGUCACAAAUUCAAAUUGCUUCAGGGGACUAGCUGGUAAAAGUAAACGAGCAAAGCAAGCCAUGUAAUAUCAGAAUUACUGUGAUAAAUGCAGUUCCUCAUGUAGGACCUUGGUAUUAGAGAGACAAUAGGGAGUGGUAGGGACUGUGGGAAAUUGGAGAAAGUGUGUGCUGUCAAAAGGGGGCAGCCAUUAGUCAGCUACUGGAUUAGUGCCAUGAAGGAAUGCGGGUCCGGUGUCAUUGCCAGAUCUGAUUUUUCAGACUGAAUUCUGGAUUUUAUAUAAACUCUAACCCAUUUUUAAAAUACCAGCGGCAGCUAAUUCAGAAAGUUACAAACAGAACGUGGCUAUAAGCUGUAUUCAACACAUGGAUAACAGUUUGCAAACCAUGUUCUUUGAGGUGGUAUGAUUCUGUAAAGGAAUUAAAUACAACAAAGUGUAUGUAAAUUAUUGACCUUGAACAUUGAUCUUUUACCUCAUUUCUAGUCUGUAUUUUUGUACAUGGAGCUUUGCGAUCAGUCGAAAUAGAACGUGUGCCAUCUUACCUUUUGUAAUUUAACAGGCAAAACUAAAUAAUAUUUGAAAAGGGAACAGGAAUAUAGCCAUUGUUUUCCUAGCACCAGUAAAGACAAAAAUAUUUUCAUUUGCUUUGUCAUUAAUUAGCUGCAAAAAGAACGGCAAGAGAAUUUGAUCCAGCGUAGACCUCUGCUUAAAACCCUUAUUUUUAAAUCCAUGAAAAGUGCUUUGAAGGGACAUUGUGUAAAAAUACAAAAUUAUCUCUUUUAAAAAUACAAAACAGUGUAUUAUUAUGCUAUGAAUUGAUACUGGAGCAGCUAAAAUAUUAAAAUGAUUAUUUCCAAGUCAGUGUGAACUGGAAGAACAGUAUUUCUAAAGUUCCAGCUUAUUUUCUGUGGCCUUUUAAUUCUCCACAUUGAGCAGCAAUGUGGUACAGACAUUCUUAUACGGAUGAUGGAAUCUUAUUCCAUUUUAUGUGUUCACACAGAAAGCAAGGGCUUACCCACCUGAAUGAAGAAUUGACGAGUGUGUGGGGAAAGCAGUAGAACAUCCCCGCCACUGACAGGCUACAAGUUCUGCCUGUACUGGGUGGAGAGUGACAAAUGGAGUUGGCCAGUGAGUUUGGAUCCCCAUGUCACCAGAUAGCUCCACUUCCAGGUUGUGUUUAAGUGAUAGUUUUAGUGGAAUAAUAAUCCAUCCUUAGGGAGGUCUCUGUUUCAUCUUUUAUUCAUGCCAGCAUCUUAGGUUAUGAGGCCUAAUAGUUUAUGGCAGCAGGCAAGGGACUCAUUUCUAACCCAUUAAAUUGAAAUGGAUUUUCUUCUAUUGUCCCUUUCAUUCUUGGAGCUUUAUAAAAACUCUUGAAAACAUCUGACAGGAUCCCAUUAAGGACCUGAUUUACUUAAACAAUAAAAUGAUAUCUAAACAUCAGAGAGUCAAAGGAUAAUCUCGUUCAUUUCAUUUGCAGAAUAUAAGCCAUUGUGUUAUAUUUGCCAUAUGGAACCAUGCCUUUAAUAAAUGUAAAAAGUGAAAAGUAAAGAACAACAUUAUCAUAUGAUGUGAGACAGAGAGCAGACAGAAAGAUGGAGACCAAUCUUGGCAUUUGUAUUUUGGGAUUAAGGAUACUGGCCUUUUACUAUCACUUCUCUCAUGGAUUACCUUUUUUUUAAGAUAGAUAGAUAGAUACAUAGAUAAAUAAUUAAUUUUCUUCUUCUUUAACGUCUGAGUAGACUUAGAUGAUAGAAAUUACUUUGUAACACUCCCCCCCCCCCCAUGGAGCGUGAGGGGAAACAAAACAAACAAACAGAAAAGCACAAAAUUUCUUCCUCAUAACGAAAUAGAGAAUUCUAAGAUUGGAAGCCCAUGUAUCUACAUAUAUACGUAUAGCACUAUCUCUCAAAUAAAGAGGAGCUAGAGAAUUCAGGCAUCAAUUUUUUUCCAGUUGAAACUUCAUUUUUCUGAUUCUGAAAUCCUCACACAGCCCUGCAAGAGUUGCACUCCUGACCCAGCACAGUGCUUGACACAAUCGGUAAACACAUGCGGAACUGUCAGACUGAAAUCCACUACCCACCUGUGAAUGAAAACAAAAUUCAAAUUGACCUGAAAAUCUAUUCAACAGCUUCUUUAGGCCAAGGACAUUGUUAAAGGCUUACAUUUAAGUGUAUGGAGACAUAUCCUAGUUACAGGAAUAAAAAAAAAAAGCUUAUACAAAAUGGGAAAUUGCAGGUAAUUUGGAAAAAAUGGUCAGAACUGAGUUUAUAAACACUCACACACAAAGUAAAACUCUAUGACCUUUUUAUGAAAAAAAAAGGAAUGAUGAUACCAAUCUAUAUGAAACACCAAUGAAUUUAUUUAGAAUCCAAGUUGAAACUUUUUAAUUCCAAAAUGGACCCUCUUGGUGCAAAUAUGAGAUUCCGUAUGUGCAGCAUGGGAAAUCAUUGCAUGGUUUCGCUCCAUCAGUGUUGUGAUUGGUACAGUGCUGAACCUGGCAAAAUUGAAUGUUAAAGAACAUAAUGUUGCGCUAAUAAUGUUAUAUUAGAUUUUAUUCUCGAAUGAGUGGAAAGUAAUACUUAUAAUUCAUCAACAGUGGUCUGUGAUUAAAGUCCUCAUUAUCACUCAGAAAAUGAACUUAAUGAAAAAAACUGUUUUUGAACAAUGGCAAUAUUCCUAUGAAGUAUCCCUUUGACAGCCAAGAGACACGUUACCUACCAAGACCAGAUUUCGGUUUUUAAGGUUUCCUCUGAUCAAAGGCACAGAUAGGAACAGAGUUGACACUAGAAUUAGAAUAGUAAUAGCUUUCUACGACAUUAGACUGUUCAUCCAAUAAGAAAACUUGGGCCCAGGGUGGUUAGAAACAUGGGAAGCAGGUUUCUGGAUGCUGUCAUUGAACAUUUUCAAAAGACUGGGUUCUCCUCCAAUAAAGUCUAUACCUUAGGGUUCUGUGUACAGAACCAAUGAGAUAUAUGUAUAUAGAGAGAGAGACAGAUUUACUUCAAGGAAUUGACUUAUGUGAUUGUGGUGGCUGGCCACAGGUUAGAGACUUGUGCAGGCUUGUGACCUAAGAUCUGUAGCUCAGGUGACAGGAAGGGUGCAGAGUGGAGACAGAGAGUGAGUUCUGCCAAAAUACCUAGUUUGGGGUGGAUCAAACCCUAAGGAAACUCCCCUUUCAGCUAAUUGAUUAGAUUACAUUAUGGAAUGUGAUUACAUUAUGCUGCAUUAGAUUACAUUAUGGAACAGCAGCUAGUCUAGUGUUUGGCCAAACCACUGGGAACCAUAGCUUAGCCAUGUUGACACGUAAAAUUAACCAUCACAGCCUGCAAUAGCCAAUAAUUGAUUCAUUGAAAGAACUUCUUGUUUUUACCUUGAACAAGGGUGGGGUGCAGUAGGAGACCUGGACUGAAGGAUUCAUGAAAGUCAAAUUUAAACAUUAUUCAUUCCUGAUUAUUUCCUUAGGUAGUGGUCCACUCACCCCCACCCAUUUUUCUUUAAAAUAUUUUCGGAAAUAAUUUGAGAUGAAUACAUGUUUAUUCUGGCUCUGUUCCCAAGAGGGUGCGAAUCAACACUGACAGUGACUAACUCCACUCAGUGAAGUUGGACUCAGCCUAGGUUGCCAUCUGCUGAGCCAGAAGAAGUAGGGAGUGGUGUGUGGGCCCUUAUGCAGCUUACACAGGCACACUUGGUCACUCUCCUUUGGAGUGAUCUCUCCAUCUCCAUGGGUAGAUGCAAACUGGAGUGGGCCAGAAUCAAUGCCAUCAUCAGGGCCCAUCUCCUAAGCCAUGAUUCCUGAAUUUCACUCAUGUACCUUCGUGGGAGCUGGCUUCUGGGCCAGCGGAAAGCUUUCUCCAUCAGAUUAUGGUAAAGGAUAACUCACUUAAAAUAAAGCAUAUUAAAACCCAAUGGCUAUAGAAUGGCUUUUAAAUAGAUUGACUUGGAGGCACAUUAUUGUAUAGUCUUUGCCUCUCUGUCGUGAUCUACCAUGUACACUAUGACUGUCCUUGGCUUUGAGUCUAGGUAUGUAUGAUGGAGCUGAAAUACAGCCACAACCAGUAUAUAUAGAUUUAUAGUAAAAAUCCACAGCCAUAGGUGUUGUCCAGCAACUGAUUCUAGAGAGAGAACUGUAGAGUAUCUGUUUUCCUUUUUUCUUGCUUUGAUGAUAUUUUUAUACAAUUUUAUAUGCUGUAAAUUUUUUUAAAAACAUAUUUGCUAUUUUCAUUUGUAGGGCUCAGUUAGGUUUUUAUCAGUUCUUAUGCCUGCUUUACAGCCAAACAAUCCCAUCUAAUUUAAGUGACUUCCAUCUUUCUCACACCCUUUUCGUUCCCUUUCCCUCUGCCAUUUUUCUACCUUUCACACAUUCCUUCUUUGGCCUCUAUACUGGUAAGCCAUUCAGCUUGCAAUAUCAUCGUAGAACACGGAAAUACAAAAUGACUGAGAAAACCAAAGCACCUUGUUCUAGUGUAACCCACACAAGGAAAUAUUAGGUGCAAAGUGUGGGGUGGGGAUAGGAAGGGAGCAGGGGAUAGAUUGAGGAAAGAAAAGCCUCAUGGAAGGCCCAUUACCCAGAGCAAGGUGAGUCACUUGGAGGCUAACACAAUGUUACCCUUACCUUCCUUCAGUGGAGAGCACAAUUUUUGCUGUCAAAGAGUUUUUCUCCUUAGGAUGAUGCAGUGCCCUUGCCAGCGUUCUGUAGACUCCAUCCUAAGACAGGCACUGGUCAUAUGUGAAUGGAAAAAAAUCAGCUCAUCUCCUCAACCUUAGAUUUUGCUGCUGCUCAGGUGAAUUUGUGGCCAAUGUCUGGAUUCAUAUUAGGAAUGUUUAACAAGACUUAAAAAAGGGAGGUAAGGAGAACCAAAGCCCCAGACUUCCAGCCAGAUCAUGCUGAAUAAAUAAUUCUUUGGAUGAACAAGGAAGGGAUUUCUGAGAAUGCGCUUCCAAAAGGAGAAUUGUAAAAAGGACUUCUCUCAUUUUACUGCAGUGAUGGAAUGCAUUUCCGUGAUGUGAAAUGUGUUUCUGGCAGAUGAAAUGCAGUUUGCAAUUUGUAUUUGUGCACCAUAGGACAAGAGAAUGACCAUGUGCACUAAGGAAGAGUGCUUUGUUCCCUGUGAGGUUGGUUUGUACUAAAGCAACCUAUUCAAAUGGCACCACAUCAUAUUUCCAAAUGCAAAAAUAAAUCAUAGGAAUUCAUGUAAAACAGAGUAUGCUGAACUGUUCUCAGAAGUGAAAGAUGUGUUGACUGUAAAUCUUUUUUGCAAAGGUGAGGCUGACAGUCUUUCAAUGUGUAAUUUCCCCCCAACAUCUGGUGAUGAAUAAGUAUUUGUAUGUUCCUCUGAUUACCAAAUAAAAACAAUGAGUUAACCUCUCAAUUGGAAUUCGAAUAAUGAAAAGGCUGUUUUUUUUUUUUUUGUUGUUGUUCUUUUAAUGUUUUUCAUUGUUGUCUAUGUUCUGUCCCAGAUACAGGGAAGCUCUCUCAACCAUCUGUCUCUUUUGUAUUCCCCCAAAUGCCACCCAAUACGCAGGUGGACUAAGUGCCUUUGCCUGCACACUGGAAGAUAUACACAGGGGACGACAGUAUCAGGUUUCACACCAUCAUUUUUGAUGAUGAGGGUUGGGGUGAGUGGGUUAUCGGAAGCUCCUUAGAGGCCUAAGAAAUCUCAGCACUCAUGGAAUCAGACUAACUGCUAUAUUCUUAAAUUGUCUCCAGAUAUAAUGAUAUAAAGAUUUUCCAGCUAGCUUUUGAAUUCCAAAAUUUCUUUCUUUUCAGAUUUUCUUUCUCAUAUAUAUGUACUUUUUUUUUUCUUUCCAGCCAGCAACACAAGGAGUCUGACCUGACCAGGCAUAUUAGUUUCCUAGGGCUGCCAUGGAACCCUGGUGGUGCAGUGGUUAAGAGCUAUGGCUGCUAAUGGAAAGGUCAGCAGUUCGAAUCCACCAGCUGCUCCUUGAAAAUCCUAUGGGGCAGUUCUACUCUGUCCUAUAAGGUUGCUAUGAGUUGUAGUUGACUCGAUGGUAAUGGUUUUGUUUUGUUUUUUCUAGUUUAGGGCUGCCAUGGCAGAUUAGCACAAAGCAGAUGGCUUAAAACAACAGAAAUUCAUUCUCUCACAUUUCUGGAGGCUAGAGGUCUGAAAUCAAGGUGUAGGCAAGUUUGGUUCCAUCUGGUGGGCUUUGAGGGAGAGUCUAUCCCAUUCCUCUCUUCCAGCUUCCAGCUCUGUCCACAGUUCUUGGUGUUCCUUGGCUGGCAGAUGCAUCACUCCAGUCCCUGCCUCUGUUGUCACAUGGUGUCUUUUCGUGUUUCUGUCUGUGCGUCUCUUCUCGUCUAAGGACACCAGUUUAUAAGGAUGACCGUCAUAUAGGAGUAGGGCCCACCCUACUGAACUAAUUACAAAUAUGCAAAGAUGCUAUUUCCAAAUAAAGUCACAUUCACAGGUACUGGGGGGUAGGACUUGAAAAUAUAUUUUGGGAGGACACAAAUGAACCCAUAACACCAGGAAAUAGUCAUUACCCCUGUUUGUGGGGAUCCAAGUGUUACAUACUGUGUGGCACUUAGGCUGUCUCCUUCAAACCUGCCUCUAAAAGGGAGCCUCCUAGUGGCAAUGAUGAUACCACAGCCUCAUGUGGGCUGCCUGGUGUGUUGUUCCCACCCAGUGACUCCACUGGAGAGUUACAUUGACACAUGGGGUUUGAUGUUCCCCUGCAGCAGCUGUAUUUUCCAUGGACUGAAACAUAUUUUAAAUAUUCCUUUUUUUCCUGAAAACAAAUCCAAAUUUACUCAUUUUGGAAAAUGUAGAGAAGUAUAGUAAAGAAAAUUAAAAUCAC